Rana temporaria (common frog) is the source of this 591-nucleotide messenger RNA. RefSeq names its product mesotocin-neurophysin MT. Lineage: Eukaryota; Metazoa; Chordata; Amphibia; Anura; Ranidae. Gene Ontology annotation, cellular component: secretory granule; extracellular region. The record is from RefSeq and is a predicted model, not a curated record. The coding region runs from base 63 to 449 and encodes 128 amino acids. The transcript is spliced from 3 exons. Gene Ontology annotation, molecular function: neurohypophyseal hormone activity.
GGCUAUAGGACCAGGUGAUAGGAGAACUUUCAAAUACAGUCAAUAAUCUUGACACUUGCAACAUGAAAGCCAUGACUUAUAGCUCCCUGGCUGUCGGCUUCUUCUGCCUCUUAGCCCUUUCCUCAGCAUGCUACAUCCAAAACUGUCCGAUCGGAGGGAAGAGAUCAGUGCUGGACAUCAUGGACGUCCGAAAGUGCAUUCCCUGUGGUCCAAGAAACAAAGGCCACUGCUUCGGGCCCAGUAUCUGCUGCGGUGAGGAGCUGGGCUGCUACUUUGGCACGUCAGAGACACUUAGAUGCCAGGAGGAAAAUUAUCUGCCCUCACCCUGUGAAUCCGGGAGGAAACCAUGUGGAAACAAUGGUGGCAACUGUGCGGCUUCUGGCAUUUGCUGUAACCACGAAAGCUGUACCGUGGACCCGGCCUGUGAACAAGACUCUGUAUUUUCCUAGUCCUUGUACAUACAAACACGUUUCAUCCAGUGCAAAUCUACCAAGAACAUCUCAGCAAGACGGCCCCAACACAUCGAGCCGGAUACAAAAAGCCUUAGUAUAGGUGUACUGUAUGAUGAAUAAAGUAUGUGAUAACAAUGUA